Molecule: messenger RNA, 3063 nt
Organism: Prunus dulcis (almond)
Lineage: Eukaryota; Viridiplantae; Streptophyta; Magnoliopsida; Rosales; Rosaceae
Product: receptor-like protein EIX2
Exons: 1
Coding region: 16-3063 (1015 amino acids)
Molecular function (GO): protein binding
Source: RefSeq, a predicted model, not a curated record
AACUUUAUUUGCAUAAUGGAUACUUCGUAUUCAAACUCAUUCAACCCUCUCUAUAUUUCUCACUUUUUGUUCCUUUUGUUUUUGGCAUCUUCAUGUCUGCACACUAGCAGUCACUUCUGUUUCUGUUUGGUUGAUGGAGUUCCAAGCACUGGUAGUGUGAGAUCAUGCAUCGAGGAAGAGAGAAGUGCGCUUCUCAGUUUUAAACAGGAUCUCAAGGAUCCCUCUGGAAGGCUUUCUUCUUGGGCGGGUCGCGAUUGCUGUCAAUGGCAAGGGAUUUCGUGUAACCGCAAUGGUCAUGUGGCCAAGCUGAACCUCCGAAAUCCAUAUCCAUAUGGCUGGAAUACUGAAGAUCUCAACAUCCAGGAUCCACAUUCAUAUGUUUGGAGGUAUGAUGAAAGGUGGGACGAGUUGGCUUAUUAUGAGGAGUCUUAUUUGUGGGGUAAGAUAAAUCCUUCUUUGCUUAGCUUGAAAUAUUUAAAUUAUCUGGAUCUAAGCUGCAAUGAUUUUAAUGGGAUUCACAUUCCUAAGUUCUUUGGGGAGCUUAAAAGUCUGAGGUAUCUCAAUAUAUCCCACGCAUCAUUUUCGGGAGAGAUUCCCCCUUCUCUCGGUAACUUAUCAAAAUUGAACUAUCUUGAUAUUGAUAUGUCCUCUUCUGAUUAUGCUACCACAAUGCAUUCCAAAAGCUUGAAUUGGCUUUCUCAUCUCGCUUCCCUAAAAUACCUAAAUCUCAAUGGAGUAAAUCUUAGCAGCACAGGAGUUCCAAAUGUGCUGCAUCAUGUUAACUUGCUUCCUUCCUUACUGGAGUUACACUUAUCUAAUUGCUUGAUUGAUAGCAAUCCAGUAUCGGUCCUUGAUCUGUCAAAUAAUUCCUUCAAUACUUCUUCAUUUCCCAGCUGGCUUUUCAAUCUUACCAGCCUCAGAAAACUUGAUUUAAGCCGGAAUUCUUUCCGUGGUCGAAUUCCAAGAGUCAUUGGAAAUAUGUGCAAACUGAAGUUUUUAAGUCUUAGUGGGAACGAAUUUUAUGGUGAGAAAAUUGAAGAGUUUUGGAGGAGUUUGUCAAACUGUCCAAAUAAUACAAUAGCAUUAGAAUCACUAGAUUUGUCUGAUUGUGGGCUCGAAGGCCAACUGCCGGACUCCUUAGGAAUGUUAACAAGUUUGCAGCAUCUCAACCUCGAGAAUCUCUUACUUUGGGGUUCAAUUCCAGAAUCUAUUGGAAACUUGUCAUCCUUGAAAACACUGGACUUGUCUGAUAAUUAUAUGAACGGCUCCAUUCCAGAAAGUUUGGGAAAACUCUCCGAGCUAGUUAAACUAGAUCUUUCUUGGAAUUCAUGGGAAGGCAAUCUAACGGAAGCCCAUUUCAUAAAUCUCACCAGAUUAAAAGCCAUUUCAAUAUCCAGUGAGUUAGAAGAAAGGCCUACCAUUUCAAUAUCCAGUGAGUUAGAAGAAAAGCCCAUGUCCCUCGUUUUAAAUGUGGCUUAUGAUUGGGUUCCUCCUUUCAAGCUCCACGCACUUAACAUUGGAGACUGCAGAGUAGGUCAUGGUUUUUGGGUAUUGCUUCAAUCUCAAACUGAACUAGUAUAUGUCAGCCUUCGUAAUACUUUCAUCUCGGGUUCCAUAUCAGAGGAAUGGUUGUCAAAGAUAUCUUCUCAAGUCAAACUUUUGGAUUUAUCUUACAACAACUUCAGUGGAAGGCUUCCAUUACAAUUGAAGUUUCCAAAGCUAUCUCGCAUCAAUUUGGGUCAUAAUCAAUUGGAGGGCCCACUUCCAAUUUGGCCCACUAAUGCCUCAUUCUUAGAUCUUCAAAGAAAUUUAUUUUCCGGGCCAAUUCCCUCCAAUUUAGACCAAUUGAUGCCUAAAUUGGCUCAUCUUGAUGUUUCUGAGAAUCAUUUGAAUGGUACUAUUCCACUCUCUAUUUGCAACGUGAAAGGUAUGGAAGUUAUUUCGCUAAGAAACAAUCAACUAUUUGGAGAGUUCCCUCAAAGGUGGAGUUUGUGGAGCAGAAUAUUCAGUAUUGAUGUCUCACACAACAAUCUUUCUGGUAAUAUUCCGAGUUCAAUGGGUAUCCCAAGUUCUCUUGGAAAUUUUAAGGUGAAUAAUAAUAAUUUUGAUGGCGAGAUUAUUUUUUCCUUGCAAAAUUGUACUGAUUUGAUCAUACUUAAUCUUGGACACAACAAAUUCACUGGAAACAUACCUUUAUGGCUUGGAUCAAAACUAUCCGGAUUGAUAGUGUUACAACUGCGAUCCAACCUUUUAAGUGGGCAUAUCCCUCACCAUUUCUGCAAUCUUUUCUACCUUCGCGUCCUAGACCUUUCUCACAACAACUUUUCAGGGACCAUUCCCAAGUGUCUGAAAAAUACUACUUCUUUCAGCAUAGAUGUCCUGAUCUUUGAUACAUAUAAUGGACAAACGACAAUAGAGUCAAAAGGGAAAGAGCUCGAAUAUAGAGAUGACCAGUUAAUCUCAUGGGGAAACAUGAUUGAUCUUUCGUCAAACAAUUUUGAAGGUGAAAUCCCUGAACAAGUAGGCAGUACGGUUGAAUUGAAUACAUUGAACUUGUCGAUGAAUCGAUUAACUGGAGAGAUUCCUUCAAGCAUCGGAAAAUUAUGUUGGCUUGAAACUCUUGAUCUCUCACACAACCAGCUUUCAGGACAUAUCCCUCAAAACUUUUCUUCUUUAACCUCCCUAUCUCACUUGAACUUAUCUUACAACAACUUGAUUGGAAAUAUACCUUCGGGAAACCAACUCCAAACCCUCGAUGAUCCAUCUAUUUAUGAAGGCAAUCCGUUAUUGUGUGGGGCUCCUCUUUCAACUGUUUGCCCUGGAGAUGAUACACAUUCAAGGCAGAAUUUUACUUCAGAACAUCACAGUAAAGAUGAAAGCGAAAUGUUUUGGUUUUAUGUUGGCAUGGCACUUGGUUUCAUUAUAGGCUUUUGGGCUGUUUGUGGAACGUUGGUCCUAAAGAAGUCAUGGAGGUAUGCAUAUUUUAAAUUCUUUGACAACAUGAAAGAGAAAGUAGCCUUAAUAAUUGCAUUGAAAGUAGCUCGUUGGCAAGGGAGAUUAUGA